Molecule: messenger RNA, 1108 nt
Organism: Trachymyrmex septentrionalis
Lineage: Eukaryota; Metazoa; Arthropoda; Insecta; Hymenoptera; Formicidae
Product: F-box only protein 44-like
Exons: 4
Coding region: 115-975 (286 amino acids)
Biological process (GO): SCF-dependent proteasomal ubiquitin-dependent protein catabolic process; glycoprotein catabolic process
Cellular component (GO): SCF ubiquitin ligase complex; cytoplasm
Molecular function (GO): ubiquitin protein ligase activity; protein binding
Source: RefSeq, a predicted model, not a curated record
CUUCCGUUACGACUCAAAACUAAGCCUAUUAUUGAUUUACGCCACCUCUCGCGUACGAGCACGAAGGUGUCCUGACAAACUGUGACAAGCUUUGGAGAGAGCACGCGACAAGUCAUGAUGGGACAGUUCAAUACUAUUCCUUCAAGUCCUCGCGUGAUGUUCGAUGAAGAGGGCGACAAUGGCUUGGUGCUCUGUGAUAAGUACCUGCCGGUCGAAAUUCUGAUAGAGAUCUUUUGCUAUGCCGACUGCAAGACUCUGAUGAAUUGCCAGUUGGUGUGUAAACGCUGGAAGAUGUUGAUGAAUUACGCCUGGCAUAAAAAGACCGAGCAGACGCUAGCCAAACCGUUUCCAUGGAGCGACAAAAUCCCCUGGUCCGUAUUCUAUUUCGCAUGCACUAAGAAGCCAUAUGAGAGGAACUUGCUGAGAAAUCAUUCCGGUGCAGAAGGCAUGCUUCAUUGGGACUUGGGUUCGAAUGGCGGUGAUCACUGGAGGAUUGAGGAGCCUCCUGUUGGCGUACCAGAACUGCCGCAAACCGAACUAAUGUUUAAAGAUAGACAAAUCUGUUUCACGACGUCCUAUCAACGUUGUUCCAAAAUGCAAGAUAUCUAUCUGACAAAUGAAGGGAUUCAUCCAUAUAUCCUGGAUACUUAUCAACCACCUAUAAUGGUAAGCGAAUGGUACAGCUGUCGAUGGGACUGUCCAGCAAAAUAUCAAUUGGAAGUUAAAUUAAUUGGUGUUGACGAAGACCAAAUGGAUAAGUUUAAAUUUGAAGAUAUUCUAGAAGGAGAGAAACAGAAUAGAUGGCUGCAAGUUUCACACGUAUUUGAAAACUAUGGAACUGGUCUCAGAGUUAUCUCCUUUGAGCACAGUGGGAGAGACAGAUUGUAUUGGGCAGGACAUUAUGGUAGUAAAAUGGCUGGAGCAUGUGUUUCUGUGAAAAUUCCUGAGAAUAUUUGCACUUGCACUUGUAAAUAAAUAUAAUUACAACAGGUAUUACCAAAGACAGAGAGGUCAAACUAGACAAGUUAGUUUAUGAGGGAUUUUCCCUCUGCUUUUUUAAUAAAAAGUUUUAUGUGAUAAAAAAAUCAUUGAUUUCAAUGAAAUAAAA